Molecule: messenger RNA, 2043 nt
Organism: Symbiodinium necroappetens
Lineage: Eukaryota; Dinophyceae; Suessiales; Symbiodiniaceae
Source: the annotation of a GenBank genome assembly
GUCUUUCCAGGCGACCAUAGCCCGAACUUCUUCCCCCCCUCGGACAAGGUGUCCCCAGAAGGUCCAGAUGCGUUCCAGUAUGUUGCGACGCCCCAAUCUUUUGCCAUCCUUACGUUCUUUGAGGAGCUCAAGGAGACCCUCCGCUUGCUGAAGAAGGAGGCUGGGAGGGAGACGAUGUCGCUCCAGGACAUAAAGUUCUUUGCUCUUCUCCCCAACUCGAGCGGCACUGCAUGGUUGGAGCUCCCACAGACCUUUGAUCUUCGGCGGCCCGAGGGCUGGUUCAUGUCAGAAGUGCUCCCCCGGAUCGAGCGCAGGCAGGAGCGCAUGCUGUGGCGUCUCACCUGGGAAGGAGGUCGUGGUGGCAAGCCUUCGGCGUCAGCCCAUGCGGGAGGUGAUCAUCAUUCGGAGCCUCCGUCGAAGCCCUCGUUGCGGAGCCUGUGGGGGCCCAAGCUCACCAACGAAGAGGUCAACCGCGCGAAGGAGCGAGCCCCUCUGGAUAAGGAGGGGGAGCUGCUGUGCUGGGGAGCGCUGACCCACAUGGGCUGCAACAACCUCUCGCACCACGACCUUCAAGGGAAACUCGAGGGUUUGGACCCGUGUGUGCAGAUGCAGCUUCUUCGUCGAGGCGGGCUGCGCCGCAUGAAACCGGAGACCAAGGAGAGCGCCACAGAGAAGAUCAAAGCGCUGCGGACGGCGGUGGCAAAGGACCGGGCCAGCAAGGUCGUUCAGUUUGCCGAGACACCCGAGGAGUUCGGGAUCGUUGACUUCACCACGGCCGAGGAGGAGUUGCGGGAGGCUUUGAACGGGCCAGAUAGAUCAUGGUUGGCGACCGAAGCGCCCCCCGCGAAGCCUUUCAACGAGGCCACCGGCGAGUCUGCACCCCAAGAAGCUCAUGAUCUGGUGCAACAGGCCGAAAGACUGGCAUCGGGUCCCGUACUGAGCAAGCUCAAGGAGGCGUCCGACGACCUGUUUGCAUGGGCGGCAGCUCGGGUGGCUCGAUCGCCAAAGGCCGACCUGGAGGAGAUCCUGGGCGACAUGGCUACCUAUGGCAUGGGCGAGAUGGCGGCCGAGGCGUCUAAGAUCCUGGAAAGCCAGUGUGGGCACCGAGCAGGCUCGAACGAAGGGAUCGUGGUGUCGGAAGUCUUUUGGGAGCAGGACCAACCGGGACGGGGCACGGCCGUGAUCGAGGGCGUGACGUGGAUCCUCUGGGACUACAAGGAGGAGAUCUGGAUGUCGGAGGAGCUGGCAGCCAUGCUCCGUCAGCCGGAGGAAGCGUGGGAGAAGCGCCAAUGCGUCACAAAGGCGAUUGCGGCCGGUGUGAUGUGGAGAUGGCUGGCACGGAAGCCCACCUGUGACGAGGUUGGGGCCAAGGCGCUGGAACUACGUUUGGAGCAGACCCGCCAAGCCUUGGAAGCACAGGCAGCAAUGGGUGAACCAGCAGCUCGCGUGGCUCCCAUCGAGGCCGAGAUCCGGGUCUACACCCCCGACAUCGUCCGGGCCAGCCACGAUAAGGACUUCCGAUCACUGGCGGUCUUCCCUUUGCAGGAGCUGGAGGAUUGCAAGCUCAUCGUGAUUCGCGCCGACUAUAAGGGGGACGUGGUGGUGGAGACGGUCACGGGGACUCGCUGGCAGGAGAAUGGGUGGGUCUUGUGGACGCUCAUCUGGCGGGGCCACAUGGUGUUCUUGGAGCCCCCGCUAACCUUGGACGUUGAUGUGUUCCUCGAGCGCUGGCAGGCCUAUGACACGCCCUCGCUCGGCUUCUUGUUCUUGUGGCAUUCGCGUCAUGACCAAGAGCCGACAGCCGCAGGAGCUUCGGUGUGCCGGUUGUGCAAGGGGCGCAAAGCCGGCGAUGUGGCACGGCAGCCGCGUCGUGAUAGCAAUCUCGCGGCGGCGGCCAUCGUGGGUUGCAUCAAAGCUGGGUCGAAGGGCCACGGAAAGGGUGUUCCCGUUCGAGGAGCAGAGCUGUGUCUCCAGGAGGUGUUCGCGGGCACGGGCGUGAUGACCAAAGGGUGGCAGGCCGCUGGGCUUCGUGCUCUGCUAUGA